AUGCCCACGCUUCAAGACUUCCUCCGCGACUUCGACGAAGCCUUCCGUAGCCGCGCCCGCCUAGCCUCCCUCUACUCCGACUUCCGUUUCCAAAAGGCCUCCAACCCCGACGGCUACACCGCCAACACCACCACAUGGAUCCGCGCUCUCUCCGCCGCCGCGCAAGCAGGCCUUAUCCCCGGGCCCCCAGGCGCUGAAGCUAAUACGUUUACUCUGCGAUCUGGCGAGGAGUUGGCUAGGGCGCUGCAGACGCAGGAGUAUGGACGACCUUUAGCACUCGGUGCGGCGAUCGAGGAGGCGGUGAGGAAGAGGGAGUUUGUGGGGUUGAAGGGGUUUUUGAAUGCGAAGGGGAGUGUGUAUGCGAGGAGUUGGAUACCCACGCCUUGGCAGGUUGUGAGUUGGACGCUGCGGCAGUUAGGUGUGGUCGGGGAGGGAGGAGAGGAUCGGUUGGUUGAAGGGGAGUUCGUGGUCAUGGCGAACGUGGAAUCGGCCGCGAAAGCAGUCCUAUCCCAGGCCUCUCAGAUCUCCACCUCCCAUCCCUCCCGCAUUUUCACGCCCGCCCUCUUCACCAGCACCUUCGCCCCAGCCCUCGAAAUCCUAAAUCUCUCCCCCACCGAUCUCUCCGUCCUCCUAACCCACCUCUCCCGCGACCGCUCCGCCAUUUCCUACUCCCCUGCAACCGGCACGAUCAAAUUCGCCUCACCCUCCGAACCCCAUUCCUCGCCCAUAACAGACGAAGACGUCUCCAUCGCCAACCUCCGCGCCCUCAUCGCCUCUCUCGAAACACAAACCACACAACUCACAGCCCAGAUCUCAACCCUCGACCAAAAAGCCCGCGAAGCCGUCACGUCAAAACAACCAGCCAUGGCCAAAUCCGCUCUCCGCUCGAAGAAACUCACCCAAACGAAACUCGAUACCCGCACCGCGACUUUGUCCCAAAUGGAAGAGAUCUACGCCAAGAUCGAACAAGCUGCUGACCAAGUCGAGCUCGUGCGCGUCAUGGAAGCUUCUUCCAGCACUCUCAAGAGUUUGAACAAACAGACGGGCGGGGUGGAGAAGGUGCAGGAUGUAGCCGAUGGUUUGCGGGAGGAGAUGACGACGGUAGAAGAGAUUGGAGGCGCGAUCAAUGAGGUUUCGGCUGGGACGGUGGAUGAGGGGGAGGUGGAGGAUGAGCUUGAGGCGAUGGAGAGGGGGGAGAAGGAGAAGGAACGGAAAGUGGUGGAGGAGAGGGAGAAGGAAGAGAGGAAGGUUAGGGAGGAGAGGGACGAGAGGGAGGCAGAGGAGACGAGGAGGAAGUUUGCGGAGUUGGAUCGGGUCGUUGCUGCUGGGACGCCUGUUGGUGAGCAGAACCAGCAGGGGGACAGCAAGACAGAAGAGGAAGAGAAUGCAGCGAAGCAGCGGGAAGAAGCUGCAUAA
Saxophila tyrrhenica is the source of this 1416-nucleotide messenger RNA. RefSeq lists its product as uncharacterized. The transcript has 3 exons. The record is from RefSeq and is a predicted model, not a curated record. Lineage: Eukaryota; Fungi; Ascomycota; Dothideomycetes; Mycosphaerellales; Extremaceae. Gene Ontology annotation, biological process: late endosome to vacuole transport via multivesicular body sorting pathway; vesicle budding from membrane. The coding region runs from base 1 to 1416 and encodes 471 amino acids. Gene Ontology annotation, cellular component: ESCRT III complex; multivesicular body.